This is a messenger RNA of Manis pentadactyla (Chinese pangolin), 2090 nucleotides long. RefSeq names its product solute carrier family 35 member F2 (gene SLC35F2). Gene Ontology annotation, biological process: transmembrane transport. Gene Ontology annotation, molecular function: transmembrane transporter activity. NCBI's taxonomy places the organism in Eukaryota, Metazoa, Chordata, Mammalia, Pholidota, Manidae. The record is from RefSeq and is a predicted model, not a curated record. The transcript has 8 exons. The coding region runs from base 181 to 1266 and encodes 361 amino acids. Gene Ontology annotation, cellular component: membrane.
UGGCCCCAGGGGCUUGACAGUUAAUGAUUUGCCGCAGAAGGAGCCGGCGGAGGAGCGAGCGGGACGUAGGCGAGCGGGCUCAGGGCCGGGCCGAGCCCCCGCCGGCCGCACAAGCGCCGCCUCCCGUCUUCCGAGCCCGGCACUUCGCGGCAUUCCGGGCGCCGGACCGUAGGGGCCCCCAUGGAGGCAGCGGCGCCGGCGGGGGCCGUGACCAGCCUGCUGCGCAGGGCCACAGGCAAACUCUGCACCUGGAAUAUUUUGAAAACCAUUGCCCUGGGUCAGAUGUUGUCCUUGUGUAUAUGUGGGACAGCCAUCACCAGCCAGUAUUUGGCAGAAAGAUACAAAGUGAACACCCCCAUGCUUCAGAGCUUUAUCAACUAUUGCUUGCUAUUUCUAAUUUAUACAAUGAUGCUGGCGUUUCAGUCAGGUAGUGAUAAUCUUUUCUACAUCUUGAAAAGAAAAUGGUGGAAGUAUAUCCUGCUUGGAUUAGCAGAUGUGGAAGCUAAUUACCUGAUUGUGAGAGCAUACCAGUACACAACUCUAACCAGUGUCCAGCUUUUGGACUGCUUUGGGAUUCCUGUGUUGAUGGCUCUCUCGUGGUUUAUUCUUUACUCAAGAUACAGAGUGAUCCACUUCGUCGCUGUGGCUGUCUGUCUGUUGGGCGUAGGAACUAUGGUUGGUGCAGACAUAUUAGCAGGGAGGGAAGACAGUUCAGGUGGUGAUGUUCUGACUGGCGAUGUCUUGGUCCUUCUCGGGGCUUCCCUCUAUGCUGUCUCCAAUGUGUGUGAAGAAUACAUCGUGAAGAAGCUGAGCAGACAGGAGUUUUUAGGAAUGGUGGGCUUAUUUGGAACAAUUGUCAGUGGCAUACAGCUAUUGAUUGUGGAAUAUAAGGAUAUUGCCAGCAUUCACUGGGAUUGGAAAAUUGCUCUCCUGUUUGUGGCGUUUGCCCUUUGUAUGUUUUGUCUGUACAGCUUCAUGCCACUGGUGAUUAAAGUCACUAGCGCCACUUCUGUCAACCUGGGCAUCCUGACAGCUGACCUCUAUAGUCUUUUCUUUGGACUCUUUCUGUUUGGCUAUAAGUUUUCGUGGCUCUACAUCAUGUCCUUUGCCGUCAUCAUGGUGGGGUUUGUGCUGUACUGCUCCAUGCCAACACGCACGGCGGAGCCCCCCGAAAGCAGCGUGCCGCCGGCCACCAGCCAUGGGAUCGACAACCCGGGACUGAAGCUAGAGGAGAACGCCCAGGAAACCCAUUCUGUGUCCUUGUAGCUGGAGAAGGAGGCUCACAUGGACACCUGGGGGGCCAGGAGAGGGCCCCAGGGUAAAGCCGAGCCUGCUGGCUGCCGAGGGGACACUGGGAAAGCUGGCCGACUGAGAACGAACACUCCAUGGCAUUGCACUGGCUCCAGUGGUUAGAUUUUACAAAGGAAUCCAAAAUAAUGUUUCAAAAGUAGAAAUACCAAGAUAUAGAAAAAGCUGAGGCUAGGACUGUGUGUAUUUGAGGAUCAAUACCUGUUAGUGUCUGGGAGACAUGGUGUGGGCCCCACACUGGGGCCUCAGAGGCACAAGUGGGGGAGGCGGGGCAGCUGCCUAGGGGUGCGCCAGCCUCUGAGAGCAGGCUGUUCAGGCUGGUGGCCAGAAGUCAGGGCAUUCCAGGCUGAUUUGGGAGUGGGCGUCCUCAGUUGGAGGCUUCUGGGUUUUGUCCUGCUGCAGCAGGCAUUGUCAACAAGCCUCGUGGCCUACAGGUCACAGAUGAGGUCUGAUGACUGAUUCAUCUGGUGGGAAAAUGGGUGGGAGAGCACUUAAGUAAUCCCGAGUUACCCGUGUGAGUCCCUCAGGAGUCCUGUGCAGUGCAGUAAACCUGGGAGCCCUCUCAGUGUCAAAGGAGGGUACAAUGCUCCUUUGAUCAAAUAUUUGUUAUGUGUCAUGAGAUUUUUAUGAUACUUCUUUAGUACAAGGUGUUAAUAUGUAGCAUCAUUAUGAAUCCAACUAACAGCAUGCCACUUUACAAAAACUCUGUAAACUUUUUUUUGUAAGUAUAUGAUAAAGAAUUUGAGGGUAAGUGUUCAUAUCAUUAAAAGGUUUUGAUUUCA